Diachasmimorpha longicaudata is the source of this 1879-nucleotide messenger RNA. RefSeq names its product syntaxin-17 (gene Syx17). The record is from RefSeq and is a predicted model, not a curated record. Gene Ontology annotation, biological process: vesicle-mediated transport. Gene Ontology annotation, cellular component: membrane. Lineage: Eukaryota; Metazoa; Arthropoda; Insecta; Hymenoptera; Braconidae. The coding region runs from base 159 to 1046 and encodes 295 amino acids. The transcript is spliced from 7 exons.
AUCGUGUUAAGGAGAAACAUCACUUUGAAUUGUGCUGUUGAUACGUGAGGUAAUGAACCGAUAGGGUAAAGUAAAUUCAGAAAGACAUUGCUCAACAGCAACAAGAUAGAAGUGUAUCAUAACAGCGCAUAAAAAGUUUAUAAAUAAAUUUCAUCCCAAUGGCGAGUGAGAGGAAAUCAAUGAAGCAUUCAAUUCGAAAACUGGAGAUACCUAUUAGUAAAUUUAAUGAGGUGGCAAUUCCGUAUCACCUGGAUCUCCUGCGAAGACACAAAGAUAAUCUUAAACGAUAUGAGAGACUCCGUGAUUGGGAGAAACUACAACACGAGCAAAUUAACGCAUCACGAUUAGUCAAACAGUUGGAGCAACUGCUGUACGAAAUGGAUGUACUGAGGAGUCAAGUAGAACACAGUGACAUAGAUAAAUUUGAUAAACUUACUGCUAAGUCCAGGCAAAACACGAUCAUCGCUAUUCAAGAGUACCUAGAUAUGAAAUUUGAACCUGCGAGCGUUCUUGUUCCUGACCUUAAUCCAGAUAGUCCGGAGACUCACCAUGACGAGGCUUUCCUCCAUUUUCAGAUGGAGACAGAAAAGUUGAAGAGACAGGAGGCCUGUCUUCAUGCCUGGAAUGACCUGCAGGGUGAAUUGUACGAAUUAAAGAAGUUGUUCAUAGAUUUCGACCAAUUAAUUAGGGAUCAACGGGAGCAAGUCGACAUCAUAGAAGAUGACGUUGUUGAGGCUGAGGAGAACGUCAGGGAUGGGACCAGUUUCCUCCAAAGGGCAGCAAAAUAUAAAGCUGCUGCUUACCCUAUCGCGGGUGCACUGUUGGGUACCUGCAUAGCUGGACCGGUUGGUUUAUUUGCUGGAUUGAAACUUGGCGGUGUUGCGGCUGUUGGUGGUGGAAUUUUAGGAUUCACAGGAGCCACGAUGCUAAAGAAAAAACAUAUGGAGAAUCUCAAUACAGCUGCAGAUGAAACUGAACUAAAGCCCACGAGAUCGAGGACCCCUCUCUUGCGGGGCAACUUCAACCGAUCAAGAGCAGGGUUGUGACAUUUGAGGAAACCUCAGCCACACAACUAUACGUUGUGUGAUAUUCUUUAGCCUUUUUCAAAAAUUGUUGGCACGCUUUCAGUGUUUUCAAUCGAUGAACAAUAAGCGAGAACACAAGCCUGGAACUAUCGACAUCUCUGUGAUCAAUAACAUGAUAUUUUAAUACGGAUGACAUACUGUAAAAUUGAAACGCUUAGUAGCUUAAAAAAUAAAGUUCCAUAUAAAUUCUAUCAAAACAUUCAUUUUUCCCCAUCUCAAAUGUUGGCGGGUGCUGUGGCAGAAGUCGACGGUCGCCCUGCCACAAGAAACGAACCUGACACCACCUAGGAGGCUCUCUCCGCAUUGUAAUACUGGUUCAAUUCCAUUUAGUUUCGCUAUUCCAACGACGACACAAAAUACCUAACCUCCUUGGAAUUUUUCUGGUGAACAUUUCUUGAUUUCUCUCGGUGAAAUCAGCUGAUCGAUUAAAAGGUGCAUCGCUCAAAAUGCCUUCGAUUACGACGGUCGUUGGAAAACCAUUUGUUGUACUCACUUUUGUUGCCCUGGUCUGGCGAUGGAAUCAUCUCCGUAGCCCAGAGUGGUGGGAGGAUUAUCAUCAAGAAAUGAAGGCCCUGAAGCGAAAUAACACUUAGAAACAACGAAUAAAUGUAGAAGUAAACUCUCAUCACCUCUCAAAUUAGUUGAUUCUUUAAAAAAACUUUCAACGCUCCAUUGUUGUUAUUUUCUCUGGAAUAAAUAUUUUUCUUUAAAUAAUAUAUUCAGUAGUUUCCAUUCAGGAAUUAAAUUAAUAAUCAUUAUGUACGAAGAAAAUAAAAAAAUGAUAUUGACUCAAA